AGUUCCCAGUCGGAUUCCUUUCCGCUUCUCCACGACGGGAACUCCCAGUCCUGCUUUUUAUGCCUGAGGUUGUGUGUAAUCAUCUCCUCUGGUCCCUCCCCAGCCUCCCCCACAAGCCCCCAGCCCCCUCCCCUCCACCCAAAAGGUGUGGUCCCCAGGGGCAGAGGGGAAGCUGUGGGCCAGGAGUGGGGACAGCUCCACGGGGGUGGGUCCGCAGCCUCUGGAAUGGUUAAGUGCCUGGUACAAAUGCUCCAAAGGCCAAACCAUAGAAUAUUGAAGAACAGGACACGAGGAGGCAAGAGUGGGCUGGAGCAAAGCGCGGUGCUCCCUAUGCCUUGGCAGUUGGCGCAUGUAAUGGCAGGUGGCAUUUCUUGUCGAGCGGCUGUGAACUUGUACCAUCACUCGUGGUCACGGUGACUAUAAUUUCGAUCUCAAAAUAAGCUAGCUGGGGGUGGAGGGCUUGUGAUUUCACCUGCGUUCGCCCACCCCUUCUCUGCUCCCCACCCGCCCUGGCAGCCGCCCAGCCACAGGGACAGAUGCCAGUUUCCGUGGUGCUAAUGGCCCUUGAACUGGGGACAAGCGCCUUCCCGGUGGUGUCACUUGUCGCCAGCCGGUCUCCCUGUGCCCCUGCACCUGUUUCAGAUCUGUCACCCGGGCCAUCAUAUUUUUCCUUUUAAAGAGGAGAAUUAUCCGUUGACGGUGUAACUGGAAACGUCUCCCGCAGGACCCGGCAGCCCCACGCCUCCUCCCCCGAGCAGAGUUCAUGCUUAGGGACGUGCUGGUGCCGGGCCUGGGGAGGGACAGCGACCAUGGACGUAUCGCUCAGAAGAAAAGAAGUCUGGAUCAUAGGUAGCGUGUGCCUUCUCUCGUCUCCUGUCCUCUGGCGCGUCCUCCGGUCCAUGAUGACACCGGGAGGACACAGACAGGCACCUGCUCUUGAGGACACCCAGGCGAAGGAGGACGCGUGGUCACACCCCGGCCUGGAAACAGCACCUGCCGAAGACAAGAGGACAGCGCCCCCUUCAGAGAGACCUUCCCAGAAGAGCCAGCCCUCCCCUGAGACGGAAACGGGUAACGAAUGCGACAAGCCACCUGCCGAGAAGACCCCCGCCUCUGCGGCUCAGAGGGGGUCUGCCGCCCCUCCUCCCGAAGGACCCCACGACGGAGUCCAAGACCUCGCUCCAGGGACGCCUGCAGAGUUCAGACGACGUGCAGACGGAAGGGACGUCUUGCUCCCAGAGGGACCGAGUGCCGGGGAGGGAGAGGCGCAGGGCCGUGCGGACCGAACCCCGCGUCCGGCCCGCGAAGGGCGGCACGAAGAGCGUCGCUCUGAGGAGGAGCCUGGCGGCGGGGAAGCUCGGGCCCAGGGCAGGUCCGAGACUCCAGGUGAGCCGGAGCCGGACCAGCGUUCAGGUGACGAGCAGUGCGCUGAUCGGACCGAAGGCGAGCACGUCGGUGACAGGUGUAUCAGCAGCAUAAAAGCUGUUGCCACAUCACGCACCCCGGGAAACUCAGCGAUAGGACCGGCUCUGCCGCACGCCGAGCCCGCAGAGCCCUCGGGAGGCAGUAAGCGGAGAGGAGCGGCCGAGAGCUCGGUCCAGGAGGAGAACAAGAAGAGCAGAAUCGAUGCGGCCUGUGCAGGCGAGGGACAUGCACGCAGGAGGACACUGGAAACCCGACAGGCUGCGGGGAGCACCCAAGGCCAAGCCCAGGCAGCAGCCGGAAGCAAGAGCCCGGGGCAGCAAGACCCACUGGAUGACGGCCCGGUCCCUGCCGCCCCCUUCGAUCACCGCAUCGUGACAGCUAAGCAGGCCGCGGUCACCAGCUUCUACACCGUGAGCAGAACGGAGAUCCUCGGAGGGGGGCGCUUCGGCCAGGUUCACAAGUGUGAAGAGAAAGCCACAGGCCUGAAGCUGGCGGCCAAGAUCAUCAAGACCAGAGGCGCGAAGGACAAGGACGAGGCGAAGAACGAGAUCAAUGUCAUGAACCAGCUGGACCACGUGAACCUCAUUCAGCUGUACGACGCCUUCGAGUCUAAGCACGACAUCGUCCUGGUCCUGGAGUACGUGGACGGAGGGGAGCCGUUCGACCGCAUCAUUGACGACAACUGCAGCCUGACCGAGCUCGACACCAUCCUGUUCAUCAGGCAGAUCUGCGAGGGGAUACGACACAUGCACCAGAUGUACGUCCUCCACCUGGACCUGAAGCCUGAGAACAUCCUGUGUGUGAAUCGCGACACUAAACAAAUAAAAAUUAUUGACUUUGGAUUGGCCAGAAGGUACAAGCCCAGAGAGAAGCUGAAGGUGAAUUUUGGGACGCCCGAGUUCCUCGCCCCCGAGGUGGUCAACUAUGACUUCGUGUCGUUUCCCACGGACAUGUGGAGCGUGGGCGUCAUCACCUACAUGCUACUCAGCGGCUUGUCCCCGUUCCUGGGAGAUACUGACGCCGAGACCCUGAACAACAUCCUGGCCUGCAGGUGGGACCUUGAGGAUGCAGAAUUUCAGGACGUGUCGGAGGAGGCCCGGGAGUUCAUCUCCAAGCUUCUGAUCAAGGAGAAGAGCUGGAGAAUAAGUGCGAGUAAAGCCCUGAAGCACCCCUGGCUGUCAGACCACCAGCUCCAUUCCAGGCUCAGCGCACAGAAGAGGAAGAACUGCUGCCCUGAUGCCCAGGACCUCGAGGCCAAGUAGCCUUUGGAAGGCGCCCUUCAGAAAGGAAAACUGCUGUGGUUGCUGCUGCUUUGAGAGGAUUUUGGAAAAAUCAGCAGUUCUGAUGCCUUGACCCCAUGAAGACUAUGGUGGCUCUGGGGGAGGGGGGUCACUGCCCUGAACUCUGAGCUCCCCUGUCACCUGGGGGGGCAUCCAGGGCCGUGUUCCCGGGGUUCAGGCAGACCCCCCCACACACACACCUGCAUCCCUCGGCACACCUGAGUUUUAACAAGGUCCAUCCUAGUCCUGGGGCGACGGCUAGGUUAUUCCUGCUACUUCUCAGGUCGCUGGAGCAGGCACACCCCAGACUUAGUUGAGAUUUUAAACCAGGUUGAAAGGAGAAUUGCCUUCCAAAGGGGUGACUCUGUCGUCAGAAAAAAAGUCUAAGUGCAGGGCAGCCUGGCACACUUGGUGUCUACAGCUUUACUGCUUUGAUUUGGUCUGAAACCAUGAAUCCAGCCCAUGAAGAAUUUGCUUUCUGGAACUUGCGCUCUCUGAGUUCCGAGGCAUCUUCCUUUUAUUCUGAAAUCUCUCCAAGAGCAGCUGAUCUGCCUUCAAAUGAGGGACGUGCCUGGUCAGCGUGCCCGCUCCCUUCUGAUGGAACCUUCCCUGGAAGGAAGGAGGUUGCCCAGUGCUGACGGGCGGUGCGGUGGGAUCUGUUCACAGUUCGUGUUUGCAACCACGGCCUUCGGAAGCGUGUUCACAGCCCCAGGAGCUUCCCUGGACACCGUCGAAAGGAGAAGAGAUGGGUCUCGCGGUCCCCAGGGCGACAGAGCUGUGUUGCCUGUCUUGGUGACCUCACCACGUGGCAUCUCUGUGGCUCUGCGCUGGGCAAGGAGUGUUUGGGGACUGAAGGCCGGGGCACCUCCGAUGGCCCUGGGGGGUGUGACAGCUUCUCUCACUGGUUGGCAGCUUCUUCCUCUUCUGAGCUCAUCUCAUCACAUCUAGUUAACAGGGGACACGAGGCCACGGCAGAAACAUGUGCUGUUUCUUCCUGAAGCAGAGGCCGCGCAGACAGCUGGCCCUGCGGUGACACAUCCAGUGCCGGCCCACCCCUCAGGCUCUCCACCCCCAGCACCUGCUGUGUGAGACCAGCUAGAAGAAUGCCUUUCUUUUUAGCUGACAUCGUUCUAGGCUCCUGUUGUCCCGAUAGUGAUGAGACCAAGUAAGACCUGCUCGGCGGCCCCGUCGGCGAGGGCAGCUCGGACGUGGGUUGGCUUCUGCCACCAUUUCCGAUCCCACCGAGUGACUUCUCAUCACAUGCCCAGAGAAGUCCACGUACGACACCCCUGUUCCUAGGUUUCAGGUGCGGGGGAAGCAGAGGCGAAGGCGGGUGUGUGAUGAGUUCAGCCUGGCUGAGCAGUGCCGCGGGGCGUGUGCUUUUCCAGGCUUCGCUCCCACGUCGUGAUGCGUUUCUUUCCCCCUGGGCCGCUGCAUGUUUCUGAGGUUGGUUCCUCCUGUUCCUGUUGUGUGACUCUGCUUCAAAUGUUUAAUUUAGUUUCCCUAAACACACACACACACACACACACACACACACGCGAAGCCCUGUGACGGGAGUGUUACGUUUCUGCUGCGCUAUCUUUAGCUGAUGGUUUUCAUCAAGUCUGGAAAAACACAAGCCAGGGUAGGCUUAACGCUCAGCCCACAGAGAGCUGGCGUCCACUCAGAUGCUCAGCAGGAUGCAGGGGUCGGAUCCGAAACCCCUGGUGGAGGGUGUGUUCUGUCCCAGGCUGCAGCCCCCCCGCCCCCGCCGCCCCCCACCACCAGCCGAGCAGGAGGCCUCCUGCAGGAUGUGCAGAGCUCGUCCAGCUCUCUCUCAGACCCCCGGCCGCCCCCACACGGGGAAGAGGCAGCGCAGGCCCAGUGGAGGAAUGGUUUCUUUGCCAGAUUCAUCCACUGCUGACCCCACGGUCACUGGGUGUGAUUUCUUGUAGGGUUAGGAAGGAGGCCCUGCUCUGAAAGUGGAGCCUCGUAGAACUUGCCGUUCAGUUCCCACUGCUGGAUGGAGAGGCCUUUCCUGUGGGAGCUGAGGAGGGUGUGUCCUGCGGAGCUGACCCUGCCGAGCUCUUACCGUCUAGAAUUACGUGAAACGGGAGCGUUUAGGUCCCCAGCUGGUCCCGUCCCCUCCCUCCACGCCCUUGUGUGGGAAUGGGCUUUGCACACCGGAGUCGUCAAACCAGAUGUGAGCGUGGACCGUGGAGGGGGGCCUGGCUGCGCUGGGACCGUCGGAUCCGCUUUUCCAAGAAGCCAUGCGGCUUUGAGCAGCUCUGAGGCUUCUCUACCCUCCUGGAGGGCGGCAGGGCCUCGCUCACUCCCGCUAGGCCUUUGCCAUUUCUCCAGUAAAUGGGGGAGGAAGCACCAGCGUGGCACUUCCCACUGCCUGCAGCGAGAGAGAGAGACCCCACUGCGAUUAAGGAGAAGCCCAGCGCAUUUGCAACUUGUGAGACCCCACCCGUUACCCAGAAUCAGUCACUAUUUAAAAUCAGGGAGAAAGGGCUCAUGUCCAGCUGGGGACAUAAGAACUUCUGCAGUGACUUCUCACCCGAAGUGACGCGGGGAGAAGGCCUCUGGGUGGCCCACGGGUAAGCCGGGUCUGUAACUACCUAGGUUUGCCUGUGGUUGCUUUCGGUUGGACUUGAAAUUAUUUCUUUUUCUUUCCUCAACAAUGUAGAUAAGCUUGGACGUAACUUGUUCGAACGUGGAUCUCACCCACAUUUUCACCAUUUUUAUGGAAAUCGUUACGGCAAUUAUUUUCCUGCUUUAGAAUCAAAAUAUGGAGUUUAUAGUAGCGACAUGAGCGGGGCUCUUGUUUUGCUCCUUUCUGUCCUUCCACGCCAGCGACCCUGACCCCACCGCAGGGGUGGGGCCCAUACCGGACCCAAGCUUGUUCAGCCCGGUGGAGGGGCUUCAGUUGGAAAACCGGUCUGUGUGCUCGUGGCGGGAGGGCGGCGGGCCCCUCCCGCCACGGGCCUCUGUCCAGGUACCAGCUGCAGGGCCGCAUGUCCUUUUCAACAGCUACGAUGCCCCCACUUUGCUUUUGCUUUUUUUUUUUCUUCUUUCUCUUUUUCUUAAGUUAGAACCAAAGUCCAUAUGCUUGGAGUUCCUGUUGUGGCUCAGCAGUAACAAACCUGACUAGCAUCCAUGAGGACUCGGGUUCGAUCCCUGGCCCUUCUCAGUGGGUUAAGGAUCCGGCGUGGCUGUGGCUGUGGUGUAGGCCGGCAGCUGCUGCUCCAAUUAGACCCCUAGCCUGGGAACUUCCAUGGGCCACAGGUGCAGCCCUAAAAAGCAAAAAAAAAAAGUCCACUUUCUCAUCCAUCACCACGUCCCCCGGAGCCUCUUUGAGAUGCAAGCUGUUCCCUUUAAGGGCAGGUUCCUUGCUGUCCUGAAGGACAUUUGCCGCUGGGACGUCCUGGAUUAGGGUUACUGCCUUGCAUUGCAUGAAGGCUAAGGCUUCUCGUCUUAGAAAAUCUGUGUAUUUCCUUCUUAGAAGCUCCGAUCCAGCGUGCUGCCCAUACAUGGUCUUUAUAUGGGCAGUUUCACCUUCCAUGAAGGCGUAUAAUUCACGCCCGCCCCCCCCCCCCACUCAAAGGAGAGACGACACUCUGCACCCCAGUGUGCCUGUGCUGGGUUCCACCUGAAGUAGUUGUCCCGGCUGAUAGAUGCUGGCGAGCCCUUUGGACGAGCGUAAUCAGUGUUGAUAAGAAGUAAAGAUGGAGGCAGAGGGUGGCGAUUGCAACAACCAUGUGUAUUUUCUCUUUCUGAACCCAGUUUCAUCCAGCUGUAAUCCUUUGCCUUGUAAAGAAGUCACACGUAUGUAUUAUGCUGAAGAAUAAACAUGGACCUUAUUUA
Sus scrofa (pig) is the source of this 6554-nucleotide messenger RNA. It is a transcript of the gene MYLK4, whose product is annotated as myosin light chain kinase family member 4. The record is from RefSeq and is a predicted model, not a curated record. Lineage: Eukaryota; Metazoa; Chordata; Mammalia; Artiodactyla; Suidae. Gene Ontology annotation, molecular function: protein serine/threonine kinase activity; ATP binding. Gene Ontology annotation, biological process: positive regulation of apoptotic process; protein phosphorylation; intracellular signal transduction. Gene Ontology annotation, cellular component: nucleus.